Messenger RNA from Ostrinia nubilalis (European corn borer), 2070 nucleotides. RefSeq names its product sodium- and chloride-dependent glycine transporter 2-like. Gene Ontology annotation, cellular component: plasma membrane. The transcript has 14 exons. Bases 148 to 2010 code for a protein of 620 amino acids. NCBI's taxonomy places the organism in Eukaryota, Metazoa, Arthropoda, Insecta, Lepidoptera, Crambidae. Gene Ontology annotation, biological process: sodium ion transmembrane transport. The record is from RefSeq and is a predicted model, not a curated record.
AAUUGUCCUCAUUUUAGAUUACAGACGUAUUAUUUAUCAAAAACGUAUUUCGACACAGAUAUCCGAGUUAUGUGAGACGUACACGCUUUAAUGCCCUCACCAUUGUUAUAAAUUUCAGGUCAUAAGCAGAACAUUGUAUCAACAAAAAUGGCGCACAAGCGACACACCAUGAAUGACCUAAGUUCAAGUAUGACGUUAUUCUCGGAUAAAAGAGAUUUUACCACCGAUCAUUUCAAAUGGUUUAGUAUAAAAAAGUUUGUUUACUUGGCGUUCACAUUUGCGUCAUCGUCAUCAAAUUUUGAUAUAUUUUCCAAGGUAUACGAAAAUGUAAGGUUAUUCGAUUUUAUUGUAUGUGAGGUAACGAUAGGUAUGCCGUAUAUGUGCAUGGACUUUUUUAUUAAACAAUACACAAGAAGGGUCGAUUUCAAUCAUCACUUAAACCCUUUGCUCAAAGGGAUUACUUAUGGGAUUUUGCUACAAUCUGCUCUUUGGACUUUGUUGCAUGCAGGUGAUUUAGCGGAUUCAAUCCGAUUCCUAGGUUCAAGUUUAUUGAGUGAACCCUCUUGGACCGUGUGUCGGAAUAAGGAACUUAAUAUAAGUUGUCUGCCAUCAAAAGAAAUAAUUAUGCAAUGCCGAGAAGAUAACCAUAAUUUGACCAAUUUUAAAAAUACUCCAGCGCAUUUAAAUUAUUUAAUAUCUUUUACUGCUAUGGAAAAGAACGUCCUAACAACGAGAUUUUUUGCGUCGUUUGUAAUAUGGCUUUUUAAUUUUUUUUGCACGGCUGUAAUGGAUGACACAUUAAUAAAAAUUUUUAAAAUGGCAUUUUUAUGUCGAUUUUAUUCAACCCUUGUGGUGAUGAUUUUACUAUUGUGCUUUAGUAAAUAUAACCCUUUCACCUAUUUUGCACAAAUAUUGGAUAUCAGUUCACCACCUUCGUAUACAGUUGCAAUGGACCACGUGACUUACGCUUACGGGAUUGGUUUCGUGGGCGUUUAUGAUUUCGGCACCAUGUCCCCGUACACUAUGGUGGACAAUGCGGUUGUAAUAUUCACAUUGAUAUUCACGCUGAGUGCCUUUGCCAGGUCACUGAUAAUCAAAAUACUUCAUGUAGUGCUGACAAGCUGUGUGGAAAUCGAGAUAUCUAUUACACCACAUUAUUUGUUAUUUGCGAUAUUACCCUUCAGUACAGAAUUCUUUUAUGCGCAUAAGUUGUAUGUAGUGUAUAUCUACGUCAAUGUGAUGCUGGCUACCAUGGCGUAUCUUGCUUUGCUAACGCUUAGUAUGUCUAAAUUGCUGCACAGCGAGUUUCGAUCCGUGAAGAAUUUAUACAUUGUCGGUAUAUUAUGUUUUUGGGGUUUCGUGUUUUCCGUACCCAUCACAGUGCAAUCUACAGUAUCAAAAAGUAGUUUACAAGGCUUAAUUUACGGUAUUAAGGUGUCAGUUUUAUAUUUGGGUGGUUUUAAAGUGGCCAUUGUCAUGUGGAUGUACGGAGUCGGCAGGUUCUCUACGGACAUACAUUAUUGGCUCGGCUUCAAGCCAACAAAGUUUUGGUCAAUGUGCUGGAUGUUUCUGCCUGUCGUGCUCUUCUCAUUUUCUAUAAACAGAAUUGUAAUUUUGAUUACUCAAAAGAAGGACAUUGCAGAAAUAUUGGCAGCGUCAUUGUGGAUUGCGUUCUCUGCAUUAGUAGUUACAAUAAUACAAAUCAAAACGGUGGUUAAGUAUCUUGUACGAAAUAAUAUUUCCAAGGCGUUCACCAGCAGUUCGAAGUACGGGCCACCAGACUCGGAUGACCGCAAACAGCGGAGAACGUACAAUGAAACUAUACGAUUAAGGCAGUGCAUACACAAUUGCAACGUGCUUGACGACUCAUUUGACUGUAAUCAUCUACCGUUGCUACAUAAAACUAGAUCAAGACUGUCAUCGUCAAGCGGGUCCAAUCCAUCAAUAAAAAAUAUCUUCGAAGCUGAAAAUAAGAAACGACAUUCGGAUAUCGUGGAGGCUUUUGAGUAGUUAUCUUUUCUUGUAAGGAUUUAUUUUUAGGUAACUGUUUGUGAAAUAAAAUCAUGGUAU